Messenger RNA from Corylus avellana, 3795 nucleotides. It is a transcript of the gene MET18, whose product is annotated as ARM repeat superfamily protein. Lineage: Eukaryota; Viridiplantae; Streptophyta; Magnoliopsida; Fagales; Betulaceae. The record is from RefSeq and is a predicted model, not a curated record. Gene Ontology annotation, cellular component: cytosolic [4Fe-4S] assembly targeting complex.
UCCUUUUCGGUCGCUUUUCUGCUUCUAGACUCUGAGGGCGCGUUCACUUCAAACUCCCUAAACCCUCUCUCUCUCUCUCUCUCUCUCUCUCUCCUAAAACCCAAAGUUUUUUGUUUGUCUUGGAAUGGCAGCACCGGGGCAGUUGAUUCAGCUCAUUGAGUCGUUCGUCAGCUUGUCUCGCUCUCCGAGUCAGCAGGCUGCUAGCUUGGACACAAUUGCUUCUCUUGUGAAGAAUGAUGUAUUAACUAUGAAAGGACUGGUCAGAGAGAUGGAGAUGUAUUUGACUGCUACAGAUAACGUUAUUCGUGCAAGAGGUAUCCUUCUCCUUGGGGAAGUGCUUUUGUCUCUUCCAUCAAAGCCACUAGACAAUACUACUAUACAUAGCUUGAUGGAGUUCUUCACCGACAGAUUGGCAGAUUGGAAAGCUUUACGUGGUGCACUUGUUGGUUGCUUGGCACUAAUGAGGAGAAAAAGUACUGCUGGUAUGGUGACUAGCUCUGAUGCAAAAGCAGCUGCCCACUGUUUUUUACAGGACCUACAGGUGCAAUCUUUAGGACAGCAUGAUAGGAAGCUGUGCUUUGAACUUCUGGAGUGCCUGUUGGAACGCUACCCCAGUGCAGUUGCUCCAUUGGGUGAUGAGCUUAUUUAUGGAAUCUGUGAAGCUAUUGAUGCAGAAAAGGAUCCUCAAUGCUUAAUGCUAACAUUUCAUAUCGUUGAACUUCUGGUGCGGCUAUUUCCAGAUCCAUCUGGUCCACUUGCAAGUUUUGUUGGGGAUCUUUUCGAAAUUCUGGGCUGUUACUUUCCCAUUCAUUUUACACAUCCAAAAGGUGAAGAUCUUGAUAUCAAAAGGGACGACCUUGCAAGGGCACUAAUGUCAGCUUUGUCCUCCACUCCUCUUUUUGAGCCAUUUGCAAUUCCAUUGCUUCUUGAAAAACUUUCUUCUUCUCUGCCGUUCGCAAAGGUCGAUUCCCUGAUGUAUCUCAACAGUUGCACGUUGAAGUAUGGAGCAGAAAGAAUGGAAAAACAUGCUGAAGCUAUAUGGUUAUCAAUUAAAGAUGCAAUAUAUACUUCACUACAAGGGCCUGCUUUAUCUUCUACUUCAGAAUAUCUAGACAGUCUUGGCUUUCAGGAGAAUGAAAUUGCCAGAGAAGCUUUAGCACUUCUGCAGCAGGUUAUUAUGCAAAAUAAUGGUUUGUUUUUAGGUUUUAUUAUUAAAGAUGAAGACGUAAAUAUGAUUUUGAACACUGUUACUCAUUACGAGAGAUAUAACGAUAUUCCCUCGCAAGGCAAGCUGAAAUUACAUGCAGUUGGUUGUAUCCUUUCUAUUUCUACAAAGAGUUCCAUUACUUCCUGCAAUAGAGUGUUUGAAAGUUUCUUCCCCCGCUUGAUGGAAAUUCUAGGGCUCUCUGUAAGAAAUUCAUCCGGCGUUCACUCACCAAAUGACAAUCAUUUACUCUCCAAAAGACUAAAUUUUGGGGUUCUUUAUCUCUGUGUUGAACUUCUUUCAGCACACAGAGAUUUGAUUGCGGGCUCCAAGGAAAUUGCAUCUCAAUAUGUUUCUGCAUUCGAGACAUGUUACUGCAUGCUUCAGAGCUAUUCAACUUCAUUAACUAAGGCCUUUUGCUCUACCUUGGCGACAACUCCUCAUGAUGCACAUAUUCAUUUUGGAGUGAAGGGUUUGCAGAUUCUGGCUACUUUCCCAGGAGAUGUUUCUCCAAUACCGAUAUCUGAGUUUGAGAAAAUUUUGAUCACAUUCAUGUCAAUUAUCUCAGUGAAUUUCAGUGAGACAUUAAAAUGGAAAUUGGCAUUGAAGGCGUUGGUGAACAUUGGUUCAUUUAUUGAUAGAUAUCAUGAGUCUGAGAAGGUUUCAAGCUAUAUGGGUUUAGUAGUUGAAAAGAUUGUUUCCCUGGUGUCUCUUGAUGAUCUUACCAUGCCUUUUCCACUCAAACUGGAAGCAAUAUCUGGCAUUGGCACAAGUGGGCUGAAUUAUAUGCUGAACAUUGUCCAAGGAUUGGAAGAAGCUAUAUAUGCCAAUGUAUCUGAGGUUUAUGUCCAUGGAAAUUUGAAGUCAGCUGAAAUCACAGUUCGGCUUUUGGAAUGCUACUCUAAUAAGGUGCUUCCAUGGAUCCAUGACAAUGGAGGUAAUGAGGGAGUGUUGCUGCGAUUUCCUGUUAAUAUUUGGAACCAAAUUGAAAGUUCUGUUGAUUUUAGUGUUCAAGUUCAAGAAAAGGAGCUUCUUGAUGCAAUGAUGACUGCAAUGAGGCAUGCUGUUGCGUUUUGUACAGAAGAAAGCCAGAACAAAAUAAUUCAAAAAGCUUACAGCAUACUUUCACUAAGCACUUCUUUUCCUCUAAAGGAAUUCACAUCUCUCACCAUUCCAUUCCAACUGGAUUGGCGACAGCUCACUCAGAGGAUUGACAAUUUGUCCCAUAGAGAUGAAUGGAUUCUUUUGCUAUUUGCAUCUGUAGUUAUAGCAGUUCGUCCCCAAACGCACAUUCCAAAUGUAAAAGGAAUCUUGUAUUUGUUUAUGACAACUCUUCUCAAGGGUUAUCUUCCGGCAGGUCAGGCAUUGGGUUCCAUGGUUAACAAAAUGGGUACAAAAUCCAGUGGAUCAGAGAUUUCAAGUGACUGUACCUUGGAAGAAGCACUAGAUAUCAUUUUUCAAAUGAAACUAUGGAACCAGAUACAUAGUUUAUGCAGUGGAAUGGCGAAUGGAAGUGAAAUGGGUGAUACUGAUUUAUGCCCUAGUGUUGCGAACAAUAGGUUGCACCAGAUACAUGCCAUUGCUGGACUAUCAUGGAUUGGAAAAGGUUUGCUUCUGCGUGGUCAUGAAAAAAUUAGAGAUGUAACAAAGAUUUUUCUGGAUUUUUUACCGUCAAAUAAUAGAAUGGAUGCCUUGCCAUUAAAGCAUCAUUCACUGGAGAACAGUUUUGAGCACGAUUUGCAUCCCUCUGUGAUGAAAAGUGCGGCAGAUGCAUUUCGUAUUCUUAUGAGUGAUUCUGAAGUUUGUUUGAAUCGAGAGUUUCAUGCAAUAAUACGGCCACUCUAUAAGCAACGUUUUUUCUCUACCAUGAUGCCUAUUUUGCAACAUUUGAUAAUGAAAAAUGAUUCAUCAUUUUCCAGAUCUAUGCUGUAUCGGGCAUUUGCACAUAUUAUAUCUGAUACUCCAUUAAUUGCUAUUUUAAGCGAAGCCAAGCUCUUACCUAUUCUUCUGGAUUGCUUAUCCAUGUUGAACAAGGAUAUUCAGGACAAACAUUCAUUGUACAGACUCCUGCUAGUCUUAUCUGGGAUAUUGACAGAUAAAAAUGGGCAAAAAGCUGCCAUUGAGAAUGCUCGUCUUGUCGUUAAUUGCCUCACAGGACUUAUUGCCUAUCCUCAUAAGAUGCUUGUACGGGAGACAGCAAUUCAGUGUCUGGUCGCCAUGUCUGAGCUUCCCCAUGCAAGGAUCUAUCCCAUGAGAAUACAGGUACUCCGGGCUAUAUCAAAGGCUCUUGAUGACCCUAAGAGUGCAGUUCGUCGGGAAGCUGUCAGAUGCCGACAGGCAUGGGCAUCACUUGCAUAAGGAAGUCUCAUUUCUGAAUGACGCAGCAGAGUUUUUCUGAGGCUGGUUGGACAGAUUGGUGACUUGUUUUUGUUCUAUUUCAUGUCUAAUCAGCAUGGCGUAUGAAAUAUUAGGUUUAGGACAGAAUUGGUAGAUAUAGUAUCUGUAGAUAUCCGAGAUGGACAAGACUUUUUGUUGUUAAUAAGAAAUUGAUGCGAGCAAUUUAAUUUUCAAUAGAAAGUUGGCAACAUCCA